UUUGAGAUAACGUAACGUAAGCGUUAUGUGAUUUCCAAUAACUAGUUUCUUAACUAGUGAUUUUUAUAACUAGUUAUUUUCACAACGUUCUGAAGCAAACGUGAUAAUUGUAACGUAAAAUCGUUUGGUUAGGUAGCAGUAUAACUUAAUUCUUCUUCACGCACACGUAUUGUAAAACCAGUGAUUUUGCGUGAGUAGUGAAAGUAGCCAAACAUCGACGCUAUGCCUUAAACAUAAGAGUGAAUUCGAUUUAACUUUAUGGCGUUGUGAUUAAAAGAGUUAUUGAAGACUGAUGCCUAUUUCGAUCGUUUAAAUGGCGUUAUGAAUAUCACUAGUUUUUGUUGUAGUGGAAAACGAGUGAUCACUGUUCGAGCUCGUAACUGCAUAUAUAACCAGUUAUGGUUAAUAACGCCCAUCGCUAUUGUUUUGUUUGACAAUUGAUAAGUGGGUCUGUGGGUGGUCGGUUCAAUCAUCUUGGAUUUCGUUUUUCGACAAACAUUUGGCGUAAAACUAAUGGAAAACAGAUAUUAACCAUGUCGGAGAGAGACUACGCACCCUUAAGCAUAGCCUGCGUCCGCGGGCUAUGUGAUAAGAUAUAUGACAAAAGAAAAUUCGCCGGCGUUGAAAUAGAGAAGAUGGUGAAAGACUUUAGCGACGCGAACAACACGAGCCAGAUCAAGCGGCUGAUCCGAGUGCUGGGGCAGGACCUGAUGGCUUCCACCAACCCCAACGUCAAGAACGGGGCGCUCAUGGGACUCUCCUCUGUGGCCGUGGGUCUGGGCAAGGGUUGCGUCUCGUACCUGCCAGAGCUGAUCCACCCGAUAGUGGCGUGCUUCAGCGAGAGCGAGUCGCGCGUCCGCUACCAGGCGACGGAGGCGCUGUUCAACGUCGUGAAAAUAGCGCGCGGCGCGGCGCUGGCGCAUUUCCCGCUCGUGUUCGACGCGCUGGCGCGACUCGCGGCCGAUCCCGAGCCGCAGGUCAAGCAAGCCGCCGAGUUGCUCGACAGGCUUGUCAAGGAUAUAGUAACGGAGAGCUCUAUGUUCGAGCUGGCGGCGUUCAUCCCGAUGUUGCGCGAGCGCAUGUACACGCGCAACGCGUUCGCGCGACAGUUCCUCGUGUCGUGGGUGUGUGUGCUGGAUGCCGUGCCCGACAUCGACCUCAUACCGCACCUGCCCGACCUGCUGGAUGGACUGUUCAAGAUGCUCGAUGACGCUAACCCGGAGAUACGACGCAUGUGCGACGUGCAGCUGUCGGAGUUCCUGCGCAGCAUCAAGAAGCAGCCGGCGCGCGUCGACUUCCAAGCCAUGAUCAACAUACUCAUCACGCAUGCGCAGUCCAACGAGGAGCUCGCACAGCUGACGGCCAUCACGUGGAUCAAGGAGUUCGUGGAGCUGGCGGGCGCGGCCAUGCUGCCGUACGCGUCGGGCAUCCUGUGCGCCGUGCUGCCCUGCCUCGCCUAUGCUGACGAGCCACGAAAGAGCAUAAGAGAGACGGCGGCGACAGUGAAUUUCCAGCUGACGAAGCUGGUGGUGCCCGAGCCGGGGGGCACGCCGCCGCCCGAUGGCGGGGCUCCCCCGGCGGAGGCGGAGGGGGGCGGCGGCGAGGAGGGGGGCCGGCUGCAGCUGCAGGCGCUGGUGGGCGUGCUCACACAGAUGCUGCACCACAACUCCGUGCACACCAAAGUUGCUGCGCUAGAUUGGAUACUACAUCUCUACAAUAAGCUGCCCACAGAGAUGGUGAAGCAGACGGAGUGCCUGUGGGGCGCCGUGACGGCGUCGCUGGCGGACGGCGCCGACGACGUGGUGCGCCGCGGCCUGGCCGUGCUGGCCGAGGUCUGCUCCUGCUCCGCCACCGACGGCGAGCUGGAGUCGAGCCCGUACUACUACCGGUUCCUGCGCGCGCUGCUGCGGCUGCUGGCGGCCGACGAGAACCUGCUCGAGGACCGCGGCGCCUUCAUCAUCAGGCAGCUGUGCGUGCUGCUGAGCGCGGAGGCGGUGUACCGCGCCGUGUCGCAGGUGCUGCGGCGCGAGGCGGAGCCCGGCUUCGCGGCCACCAUGGUGCCCGUGCUCAGCACGCUGCUGCUCACCGCGCAAGAGCUCUACCACCUGCGGCACCAGCUGCGCGCCUUCGACACACAGGCGACGCACGAGCUGUUCAAGGCGCUGUACUCGUGCUGGUGCCACAGCGGCGUGUCGCUGCUGGCGCUCUGCCUGCUCACCCACAACUACCACCACUGCAACCAGCUCAUCGCCACAUUCGGCGACCUGGAGAUCACGGUGGAUUUCCUCACUGAAGUAGACAAGCUGGUGCAACUUAUAGAAUCUCCCAUAUUCGCAUACCUGCGGCUGGAGCUGCUGGGCGGGCCGGGCGCAAGCGAGCUGCGCGGCGCGCUGUACGGGCUGCUGAUGCUGCUGCCGCAGUCCGACGCCUUCCACACGCUGCGCCGGCGCCUGCAGUGCGCGCCGCUCGACCACCAGCUGCAGCCGAGCCGCGCGCCGCCCGCGGGGCCGGCCGCCGCCAUCCCCUGGGACGAGCUGCUGGCCGAGUUCAAGCGCGUGCAGGCGGCGCGUCGCAGCCACGCCAUGCUGGAGCGGCCGCGGGGCUGCGCGCCCAGGGGGGGCUCGUAGCGGGGCUGCGCGCCCAGGGGGGGCUCGUAGCGGGGCUGCGCGCCCAGGGGGGGCUCGUAGCGGGGCUGCGCGCCCAGGGGGGGCUCGUAGCCGUAGCGGCGAGGGCCGCCGUGUACGCGGGUGAGCACAGCAUCGCAUACUGCAACACUAACAUACCGGUCGCACAUUGGAUGAGCUUUCGAAUGAAUUUAUUUCGUGCAUGUAUACGUGAGACAAGUGAUCUAUGACUACCGAUUCGUACGGAACUUGGGCGCGCUAGCUGUCAUAUUAAGAUUGAGAUGAUCAUGUGUACGCACGAGUCGAAUUCGUACGGAAAGACAUAUAAAGUGUGACCAGCCUUACACGUUCACCGUCGUAGAUUUUAGUGUUUAUAUGGUGAGUAGUGUUGGCAGGUAUCCCGAGUGUCAGGGUUCUUAAGAACCGUCCCGCGCACCAUCAAACACAUGUCCCUAUUUAUCUCACUUAAACAAUUAAAUAUUUUUUAGUCUGUUUUACAUUGUCAUUUUUGUGAUAUAUCUGAAAAUGAACUGUCUCACCCCGUCGCUUACAUGAAAUAAUACAUAAUCGAAACGACAAGAAGAAUACCAGUGGAUAAUACGAUGUAGAUAUUGUUAUUUAAAACAAGGUAGUAUAACGUUUAAAGGCUCGUCAUAGAGAAUGUCCGCAGUGUGUGACCACUGGGCGGCGACGCUCGCCACAUUGCGUCUCUUGUAACAGUAUAAUUCCGGUUUACUAAGUAGAUCGUAGAUCUUUCUAUGUGACAAGCUUUUAAUUUAAUUAUGAUAAGUUAUUGAGUUAUUUAGAUAGCUGAAAAAUAAUUUUCUAGCAAUAUUUUAAGUCACAUGCAUAAAUAGAUUAAAUUUUAGCUGUAAAUGGAUUACCGCAUUUUGAACGUCGAUUAGAAUAUAGAAUGCCCUACAAAGCACUAUAUGCAUUAGGUAUAGAAUAUAUUUUUUUAUUAAAACUUGAAUGGUCUGCUAGUUUGUUAAUACGACCUCGGAACUAACUACAUGUUAACUGGAACAAAUUAAAGUAAGUAAGGGAAAUAGGCACUAGGGGAUCACAUGCGGAGUAUUAUACUAUAAUAUAAUAUUGUAAAUACAAUAGAGACGGUUAUUGUGUAUAAGAUCAUUUAUUGUUGUAAAAUGUGUACAUUCCCAAACAGAGUAACCUAUCAAUAAUAUUCGUGUGAAGAAAACGAUUUUUACAAUUUUAUUGCUAUAUAAUAAAACUUAAUUACAAUAA
Molecule: messenger RNA, 3872 nt
Organism: Pectinophora gossypiella (pink bollworm)
Lineage: Eukaryota; Metazoa; Arthropoda; Insecta; Lepidoptera; Gelechiidae
Product: protein VAC14 homolog
Exons: 14
Coding region: 534-2627 (697 amino acids)
Biological process (GO): positive regulation of kinase activity; phosphatidylinositol biosynthetic process
Cellular component (GO): PAS complex; endosome membrane
Source: RefSeq, a predicted model, not a curated record